This is a messenger RNA of Hibiscus syriacus, 1495 nucleotides long. RefSeq names its product ribokinase-like. The coding region runs from base 45 to 1172 and encodes 375 amino acids. Gene Ontology annotation, molecular function: ribokinase activity. NCBI's taxonomy places the organism in Eukaryota, Viridiplantae, Streptophyta, Magnoliopsida, Malvales, Malvaceae. Gene Ontology annotation, biological process: D-ribose metabolic process. The record is from RefSeq and is a predicted model, not a curated record. The transcript is spliced from 4 exons.
ACAGGCGGAAAGAAAAGUCAAACAGUUAAAAGGAAGAAAGAAAGAUGGAGGGAAUAGCCUUUUCCCCAUCAAAAGCUUUCAAGUUCAAUGUCAAUCCCUACUCCAAAAUCCAUGCUAAUCAAACUCCACAUCUCCAAACCCUAACCCAAAUCUCAUUUCGAUUCUCCAAUCCCCAAAGCAAGCCACUUCUCUCGUUCUCCAUCAACUCAACCGAAUCCACCCACACCCCAAUAACCCAAUCCCCGCCUUUGGUCGUAGUCGGCUCAGCAAAUGCAGACAUCUAUGUGGAAAUUGACAGAUUACCCGCCGAAGGAGAGACCAUUUCAGCCAAAAAUGGCCAAACUCUUGCAGGGGGCAAAGGGGCCAACCAGGCCACCUGUGGUGCCAAACUCUCCUACCCAACAUACUUUGUAGGACAAGUAGGCGACGAUGCGCAUGGGAAAUUGAUUACUCAGGCUUUGGGAAGCGGUGGGGUCCGUUUGGAUUAUUUGAAGCUUUUGGCUGGCGGUGUGCCUACUGGUCACGCAGUGGUGAUGUUGCAGUCUGAUGGGCAGAAUUCCAUUAUCAUUGUUGGUGGCGCUAAUAUGAGUUCUUGGCCUGAGCAGUUUUCUGAUCAGGACUUGGAUGUUGUUAAGAAGGCUGGCAUUGUUUUGCUUCAGAGGGAAAUUCCUGAUUAUGUUAACAUUCAAGUCGCCAAGACUGCAAAGAGUGCUGGUGUUACUGUAAUUAUGGAUGCUGGCGGAAUGGAUGCACCAAUGCCGCAAGAACUUUUGAACUUUGUUGAUAUCUUUAGCCCAAAUGAAUCUGAACUUGGUCGAUUGACGGGAAUACCUACUGAAAAUUUUGAGCAGAUUAGUCAAGCUGCUGGGAAAUGUCACAAAAUGGGUGUUAAGCAAGUUCUUGUAAAACUUGGGGCCAAGGGAUCUGCUUUAUUCGUAGAAGGUGAGAAACCGAUUAGACAGUCAAUCAUUCCUGCUGCACAAGUUGUAGAUACAACAGGAGCUGGUGAUACUUUUACUGCAUCCUUUGCUGUGGCUUUAUUAGAGGGAAAGUCCAAGAAAGAAUGCUUGAGAUUUGCUGCUGCAGCAGCCUCUCUUUGUGUUCAAAUGAAAGGAGCCAUGCCUAGCAUGCCCAACCGGAAAUCUGUUUUGAAUCUUCUUCAGUCUGUAUGAAGUUGUUCUGUUUUGCCAUAUUGUUAGGCGCUAAACCAUCAGUGCUAAUGUUGGUUUGGGGUUCCAGAGUUUGACUGGGGAAAAGACUGCUGAGUUGGAGUAAAAUAAGGAAAACAAAUAUUGCUGCGCAUAUCUUUGUUAGUAUUUCCCAUUGCAGCAUUGACGACGCCUUAGGCUUGAGAAAUAUUUAUCAUUUUUAAUGAGUGGUCUGUUUGCUGUGUAAACUUGCUGUCUUGAUCCCAGUGAGGACAAUUGAAUAAUAAAAGUAAACAUAAAUUGCACUUAAGUUCGCUUUUAGAGCAUUACUUUUGUAUAGAAACUGU